Scleropages formosus (Asian bonytongue) is the source of this 591-nucleotide messenger RNA. RefSeq names its product heart- and neural crest derivatives-expressed protein 1. Gene Ontology annotation, biological process: heart development; regulation of transcription by RNA polymerase II. The record is from RefSeq and is a predicted model, not a curated record. The transcript is spliced from 2 exons. Gene Ontology annotation, molecular function: RNA polymerase II transcription regulatory region sequence-specific DNA binding; DNA-binding transcription factor activity, RNA polymerase II-specific; protein dimerization activity. NCBI's taxonomy places the organism in Eukaryota, Metazoa, Chordata, Actinopteri, Osteoglossiformes, Osteoglossidae. Bases 1 to 591 code for a protein of 196 amino acids.
AUGAACCUCAUUGGGAGCUACCAGCACCAUCACCUGAUGCAUGAAUCAUUUCCAUUUGUGCAAAGGUGUCAUCAAGACAACCCUUACUUCCAAAGCUGGGUGGUGAACCAUGGAGAGGUCCAUCCGGACUUUCACAUCCAGCCCUCGUACCCCACUGAACUGGGGGCCCCCGGGCCUGCACAGGACACCCAGCUGGAGGCCUUGUCGGGUCGUAUGGGGAGGAGACGGGCGUCCGGGCCGAAGAAGGAGCGCCGGAGGACAGAGAGCAUCAACAGUGCCUUCGCGGAGCUCAGGGAAUGUAUCCCAAACGUCCCCGCAGACACAAAACUGUCCAAAAUAAAGACACUGAGACUGGCAACCAGCUACAUUGCAUACUUAAUGGAGGUACUUGCCAAAGACACAGGAGACAGAGGGGACACGGAGACAGAGCCAGAGGGUUUUAGGGCUGAGAUCAGAAAAGUGGACAGCAGAGAGAUGAAGAGGAAACGACAAACAGAUGACGGACAGCGGGACUCGUUAGGGAAUGAGAAGAAGUGCAAAGGAAGGACCGGCUGGCCGCAGCACGUCUGGGCGCUGGAACUCAACCAGUGA